UACUAGUACUGUUUUUCUAACAGCGGAUGGAAACACUAAGUUACUCGCUGUUCCUAUGAUGAAAUAUGCCCGAGACAUAAGGCUUUAUUACUAUCAUCAUUAUUUCUUAAAUCUCUCUCGGAUGUAGGAUUUCACGGACUUUUUCCUUUUCUGAAAACUCCAACUCAAGAUCGGGAGCAGGUAAACGGGAAAUAUGGCAGUUAGGAGCGACCUUUGAAGUCUCUUCCCUUGUCGUCGCUGGAUUGAUCGUGUAAUUGAGAGGGUGUUGUUUAAAAAGCCUCAUGUUUUCACCGAGUCAAGAGGAGCACUGUGUGCCCACCAAAGAGCCAGUAAAGUACGGCGAACUGGUGGUUUUGGGGUACAAUGGUUCACUCCCCAAUGGAGACAGAGGGCGAAGGAAAAGCCGUUUUGCCCUUUACAAGAGAGCCAAAGCCAACGGUGUCAAACCCAGCACUGUACACAUCCUUAACACGCCACAAGCCAGCAAGGCGGUCAACUGUAAGGGCCAGCACAGCAUCUCCUACACGCUGUCCAGAAACCAGACGGUGGUGGUGGAGUACAGCCACGACAAAGACACAGACAUGUUCCAGAUUGGACGAUCAACGGAGGGCCCUAUUGACUUUGUGGUGACUGACACGGUGUCAGGCGGAGGGGACGGUGAGGACACACCCAUCACUCAAAGCACCAUCUCCCGCUUCGCCUGCCGGGUGGUGUGUGAACGUAACCCGCCCUACACCGCGCGCAUCUACGCUGCAGGCUUCGAUACAUCCAAGAAUAUAUUUCUGGGAGAGAAAGCAGCCAAAUGGAAGAAUCCAGAUGGUCACAUGGACGGCCUGACAACCAAUGGUGUGCUAGUCAUGCACCCGCGGGACGGGUUCACAGAGGAGUCCAAGCCUGGCGUGUGGAGGGAGAUAUCAGUGUGUGGAGAUGUUUACACACUGAGAGAAACACGGUCCGCUCAAACUCGGGGAAAACUGGUGGAGAGUGAGAGUAACGUGCUCCAGGACGGCUCUCUGGUUGAUCUGUGCGGAGCCACGUUACUCUGGCGCACAGCCGACGGUCUUUUCCACACCCCCACUCAGAAGCACCUGGAGGCGUUGCGCCAGGAGCUGAACGCAGCCCGGCCUCAGUGCCCCGUGGGACUCAACACCCUGGCCUUUCCCAGCAUGCAACGCUGCAGCCGUGCCCUGGCCAGUGGCCCCACCCAAGAGGACAAGCAGCCCUGGGUCUAUCUUGCUUGUGGCCACGUUCACGGCUACCACGACUGGGGCCACCGUUCUGAACGCGACCCCAAUGCUCAAAGAGAGUGUCCCAUGUGCAGAACCGUGGGCCCCUACGUGCCACUCUGGCUCGGAUGCGAACCAGCCUUUUACGUCGAUACCGGCGCACCAACGUACGCCUUCGUACCUUGCGGCCACGUGUGCUCUGAAAAGUCAGCCCGCUAUUGGGCGGAGAUUCCUUUACCGCACGGCACCCACGCUUUCCACGCCGCCUGCCCCUUCUGCACUACCCAACUCAAUCUGACCCAAAAGUGGGCGAAGCUCAUCUUUCAGGAGCCUGUAGACUGAGAGUCUGGAGGAGGCGGACAGUGGAUUAUCGCCUAAAUGAAGCAGAAUCCAGUAUGCUGAAGGACAGUUCGUAGAAGCUGUGACCGCAAGCUGUGAAACUCCCCUUGACUUAUUUCAUCUACCGGCCUACAAGAUGUCAAUUCACACCAGCAUUACCACAUCACUCAGGAGAUUGAAUUCAUUUCUACCCCUGGCUUUAUACCCGAGGUGCUCUGUUUGGAUCUUUUUUUGGUAAUCAACCUUCCUGUGGAGUUCUGUUGCUUUAAUAAUCCUUCCGGUGCUUUCCAAAGAACGUUAGAUUUGGAGCUAAACAGUGCAGGAUGGUCGGCGCCCCAGGACCAGGACUGAACAUCCAUUAUUUUAAGUAGUUCAAUGUGUGGGAACUCCCAAAGGACAGGAUCCCAUAUCCCAAACUCCACUGUAGGCUUCUAUGGGGAUCCACUUGUUGGAGCAGUGAUCUGGGAAAUGCAAUACUAAAUUGGUUGUUCCCAAAGAUGAACAAAAAAAAAAUUGUGAUUUGUGUUUAUACAUUACAUGAAGUGCUACCAAAACUCCUAAAGGAAAACUAAUCGGACACAGUGGAAGCUUCAUUUUGGAUGGUGCAUUAUUGAUUUCGAGUGAUCUGUCAGUUUAUCCUAGUCCUCCGUUCACCCACUUCAAUGAUCUCGAGUAUUUGGAAACGAACACAUUCUGCUUUCUUUCGGGUCUCAAAGGUUAAGGAUUUUAAGGUAUUUUUAUUCAUGUACCAGGGUAACCGGUAACAAGAUUAACAAAGGAUGUUGCCAAAUAUUUCUGGAACUGACUAUAGAGUUAGUAAUUUAAAUAGUUCCUGGUGUUAUUUUUUUUCCACUUCUUGAAAACUGUGUCCCAGAUAUUUUGGUACUGCUCAUUGCUUGCCACUUGUUCAUUUUUCCACAUGUUGAUAUUGGUAUACAAUCAAAGUGGAUGUGAAAAUAGCUGACUUCUGCAGUCGGCGUCUAGACUUCUCCUAAAUGUGGAAAAUUCAAUUGAAACGAUGACGGUGAAGGUUUAUGGUGUAAAGAAGCAGUGAUCGCUUGAUAACCAUUUCUCAUUACUCAAAAUUCUUCCUAUUUCAACUGUUUUAGAAGUUUGUUAUGAGAUUUUAUUCCACUAUUUUCCUAACCUUAAUACAGAGAUAGUUUCUUAUGCCUAAAAAUAAUUUUUACGGGGAUGUGAAGAAGAUAUUUUUGGCGUACUGAAGGGGUAUUUUUUUUUAAACGCUUGCAUUUACAGAGGCUUUUUACUCACUGAAAAGUAUUUUACUACACAAUAGCCCAUGUACAGUUUGUUUAAAAACAGAUACUAAUAUAUUUAUUCAAAUAUGUGCUUUACUGUGUGGUAGGUGUCUGUAUGAAUGUAUCGGCCUGAACAGCAACAUCUGCUCAUCGCUCCUUUAUAAGUGCACGCUGCAUCUGGAUGCUCAACCUGUGAACAGUCAAGAGUCAGAUUUCUUUUAUUGAUGCUCAAGCCUUUGAUCCUUUAUCUGGUUAUGCUCGUGUUUGCAGAAUAACCCAAUGUUCCUCCCGCACUCCAUGUUAAAUUCAGACCUAAUAUGAAAUGUUAAAGGAACACUGUAAAAUGAAACUGUAUUUGUUAAUGAAAUGUUUUGUUCUCUCCUUUUUUUUAGAUAUACAAACAGUACCUGUGGUGUAAACACCUUAUGUGUUUAUACAUGCAUUUAGAGGAUGUUCCCUAGUGUUUUCUUGAAACCUAACAUAUCAUGGUAAAAUGUUCACACCAAAAGCCAAAUGAACUCUGGAUGGGGAGGAUAUUUACUUAAGCGAAGCUACUGUUCAUUAACAAUAAUGCCGAUGCAUGGCUCUUCCAUGUGGAGUUAACUCAAAUAAGGCCAAUCUUUUUUUUUCUUAAAGCACCAAAAAUUAUUUUGUGAAAAAGCUACUUUUGUAUUUUAUGUUGAAUUCCAGGGAGCACAAUUCAUGUUUAAACUAUUGUAUAUUUCAGUUGUGCAACAUUAGGUACAAUAAACAUGACACUACAGAGCGUUAGUGUUUUAAUCGCAGCUUUGCAAGAAUACAGUGUCCCAAAAAUAAGCUUUUCACUACAAGUAGAUAGUUUAACCCUUAUGAAAGAUCAACCUCUACACGAAAGAAACAACACUGAUGUAAUGCUUUUAUACAUGCACUCAAUCUAUUUGACAUUUAUGUAUUGGAUCAUGCAUAAUACAUCUGUUGCUUUUAUUACUUCUGAGUCAUUUACAUUUUCUCU
This is a messenger RNA of Carassius gibelio (silver crucian carp), 3815 nucleotides long. RefSeq names its product E3 ubiquitin-protein ligase pellino homolog 2. Gene Ontology annotation, biological process: protein polyubiquitination; regulation of Toll signaling pathway. Lineage: Eukaryota; Metazoa; Chordata; Actinopteri; Cypriniformes; Cyprinidae. Gene Ontology annotation, molecular function: protein binding; ubiquitin protein ligase activity. The record is from RefSeq and is a predicted model, not a curated record. Bases 282 to 1568 code for a protein of 428 amino acids. The transcript has 6 exons.